ACUGGAGGUCUUCCUAGCCAAAUGGUCACUUCACUGACCCCAACACAGCACAUGGCUAUUCGGCUAUGCUGGACUGACCCCUGAUGGAGCCUUGAAUGGGACAGGCUGGCUCUGUGAAAAUGCUGGGGCUGGGGGCUCUUGCUGCCCUUUCUAUGGUGAGCAUCAUGACCUAUGGCUACCUGUCCUUGGACAAAGGAGACCUAGGUGUGGAAGGAGAGGAGAGACAACACAAGGGAGAGGGGCGAGAAGUGGGGCAUCAGCCUCAUAUUAUCUUCAUCCUGGCUGAUGAUCAGGGAUACAGGGAUAUUGGGUACCACGGAUCGGAGAUCAGAACUCCAACACUGGAUAUAUUAGCAGCAGAGGGAGUGAAGCUGGAGAACUACUACGUACAGCCCAUUUGUUCACCCUCCAGGAGUCAGUUCAUUACUGGGAAAUACCAGAUUCACACAGGUCUCCAGCAUUCUAUUAUAAGGCCUUCUCAACCAAACUGCCUACCUCUGGACAACCUGACUUUGCCACAGAAACUAAAGGAAGUUGGCUAUGCAACACACAUGGUAGGGAAGUGGCACCUGGGUUUUUAUCGUAAAGAAUGCAUGCCAACGCAUAGAGGUUUUGAUUCAUUCUUUGGAUCGCUAUUGGGCAGUGGAGAUUACUACAAUCACUACAAAUGUGACAGCCCGGGAACAUGUGGAUACGACCUAUAUGAGAAUGACAAUGCAGCAUGGGAGCAUGACCAUGGUAUUUACUCCACAGAGAUGUAUACCCAACGAGUGCAGAAAAUCUUGGCUAUUCACAAUCCUAAGAAACCUUUAUUCCUUUACAUAGCUUAUCAAGCAGUGCAUUCACCUCUACAAGCUCCUGGGAACUAUUUAGAAAAUUAUAAAUCUAUUACUAAUAUCAAUAGGCGACGAUAUGCUGCAAUGUUGUCAUGCUUAGACGAUGCAAUUAAAAAUAUUACCAUUGCUUUGAAAAAAUAUGGUUUCUACAAUAACAGUGUCAUUAUCUAUUCAUCAGAUAAUGGUGGGCAACCAAUGGCAGGUGGUAACAACUGGCCUUUGCGUGGUAGCAAAGGCACAUAUUGGGAAGGGGGUAUAAGAGCUGUUAGUUUUGUGCACAGCCCAUUUUUAAAAAACAAGGGCUAUGUGUGUAAGGAACUCAUACAUAUAACAGAUUGGUUUCCUACAUUAAUUACAUUGGCUGGUGGAAAUAUAGAUGAAGACAUGCAGUUGGAUGGUUAUGACGUAUGGGAAGCAAUAAGUGAAGAAAAGCCUUCUCCAAGAGUGGACAUUCUGCACAAUAUAGAUCCUAUGUACACCAAAGCAAGAAACGGUUCCUGGGCAGCUGGAUUUGGUAUUUGGAAUACUGCCAUCCAAUCUGCUAUUAGGGUGAACCACUGGAAAUUGCUUACCGGAAAUCCUGGUUAUGGAGAUUGGGUGCCUCCACAAAGUUUCACCAAUGUUGGACUCAGCCGUUGGCACAAUGAGCGAGUUUCUUCAUCAAAUGGGAAGUCUUUGUGGCUUUUUAACAUAACAGCUGAUCCAUAUGAAAGAGUUGACCUAUCAAAAAAAUACCCAGACGUUGUAAAGCAAUUGCUUCGAAAACUGGCACAGUUCAAUAAAUCCGCAGUUCCUGUGCGUUAUCCCCCGAGGGACCCGAGAAGUAACCCUAAGCUUAAUGGUGGAGUUUGGGGUCCAUGGUACAAGGAGAGUAAUAAAGCCAAGAAAAAAAAUCUUAAAAAAUCCAAGAAAAACAAGGGGAAGAAGAGCUCAAAGCGCCGCAAACAGAUGUAUUCUGGAUGCCACCCACCUCCUUCAAAUGCACAAGACAGCUUGGUGCUCAGUUAACUAUGCCAUUGUCAUGUGUACUGCAC
Nanorana parkeri is the source of this 1870-nucleotide messenger RNA. RefSeq names its product arylsulfatase family member J (gene ARSJ). Bases 96 to 1844 code for a protein of 582 amino acids. Lineage: Eukaryota; Metazoa; Chordata; Amphibia; Anura; Dicroglossidae. The record is from RefSeq and is a predicted model, not a curated record. The transcript is spliced from 2 exons.